CUAAAAUACAGCGAGGGUAGGACUUCAGAUUUCGGUAAAACUUUACCAUUUCACCAGCUGCACAGAAUGCUUGCAUUCUGCCAUGCUGCAGAAGUGCUAUUUACAUAUUUUAAAGAUAGUGCUAAAUUUCUUUUUUGAAAGAGAGGGUGCAACGUGUAAUUCACAUGCUUAUUUGUGGAUAAGAAUGGGCGCCAAUGCACUUGUUAAAGCAUUUUCAUAGAGUGAACGAACUGCAAGGGAUUUCUUGUGGCAGGCACAUUCAUUCUAUGUUGACUUUUGCUACAGAUGACAGAAGAAAGUUUAAAGUUUUUAGUCCCGGGUACUUACGUUACAGUCCACUAGCAGCAAGGAUUUUUCAUCAGUUGAGUGUUUUAAAGAGCACUUUUUAAAACAUUCCUGAAUGUGCUGCUGACAUGUAGCUGCUCACUUGACCGACCACAGGAAAGAGAAACCUUAUAAUUAAAUGGUGCGGGAUUCUUAUCUAGUUUAGCAGAUGCUUUAUUUUGUGACAUUUAUGUUAUUGUUGGGAGUGUUCCCAGCCCUUUUUUUUUAGGAUCUAGUUUGUAGUAAGUCUGAGCUUUUGGAGAUAAUACCAUAGCAUAGCAUCUUAGCAUUAAACCUGAAGAGGGCUAUAGUCUAGCACUAGGACAGAACCUGUUUUGAGAGAUCUGAGUUGCAUCAUCAGGAUAGUUCUUUUGUACUUUGAAGGAUGUCUAACCCUUCUGCGGUGAGCACCUUUGUGGUGUGGGACUAUGUGGUAUUUGCAGGCAUGCUGCUGAUUUCAGCAGCCAUUGGGAUUUAUUAUGCAGUUGUGGAUCGGGCCAAACAAAGCUCCAAGGACUUCCUUAUUGGAGGCAGGACAAUGACAGCAGUACCGGUGGCCCUGUCUCUUACUGCCAGCUUUAUGUCGGCUGUCACAGUAUUAGCUACUCCAGCUGAAAUUUACAGAUAUGGCGCUAUAUUCAGCAUAUUCAGCAUCAGUUAUUUGUUCGUCAUCGUCAUCUGUUCUGAAUUUUUCUUGCCAGUGUUUUAUAGAUUAGGAAUCACCAGUACCUAUGAGUACCUGGAAAUGAGAUUCAAUAAAGUUGUUCGUUUAUGUGGGACCCUACUGUUUAUUAUUCAAACAGUUUUAUAUACAGGAAUUGUGAUCUACGUACCAGCACUUGCAUUAAAUCAAGUUACAGGAUUUGACCUUUGGGGAGCUGUGGUCUCAACUGGAGUUGUCUGCACUUUUUACUGCACCAUGGGUGGGCUUAAAGCUGUAGUCUGGACAGAUGUGUUUCAGGUUGGAAUCAUGGUGGCAGGGUUUGUAUCGGUCAUCAUCCGAGCUAUCGUGAUUCGGGGAGGGCUCACUCCCAUUUUACAAGAUGCCUACGAUGGAGGAAGAAUAAAUUUUUGGGAUUUUGAUGUCAAUCCAUUGAGAAGGCACACUUUCUGGACUAUCACAGUUGGUGGAAGCUUCAUAUGGAUUUAUAUCUAUGGUGUAAACCAGUCCCAGGUUCAAAGAUACAUUGCCUGUAAAACAAGACUACAGGCCAAAAUGUCUCUGUAUAUCAAUCUGUUGGGACUCUGGAUAAUUGUUGGCUGUGCAACACUGGCUGGAUUGUCUAUGUACUCUGUGUACCGAGAUUGUGACCCAUGGACAGCAGGCAAGGUGAAAGCACUAGACCAGCUGAUACCUUACCUAGUGAUGGAUAUUCUUAGGGACUUUCCAGGAGUUCCAGGCCUAUUUGUUGCAGCUGCCUACAGUGGAACACUAAGCACGGUCUCGUCUAGUAUCAAUGCACUUGCUGCUGUCACAGUUGAGGAUCUCAUCAGGCCGCAAUUCACGUCUCUCACUGACACCAAGCUCUCCUGGAUUUCUAAGGGCACGACUUUACUGUAUGGCUUAAUGUGCAUUGGCAUGGCUGGCUUGGCAUCCUUAAUGGGAGGAUUGUUGCAGGCAGCCAUCACUAUAUUCGGUAUCGCUGGAGGACCCUUGUUGGGGCUUUUUGUUUUAGGAAUCUUCUUUCCAUGGGCAAACUCAGUAGGUGCACUUGUAGGAGUCAUCGCUGGAUUUGCCUUAUCCCUAUGGGUGGGGAUUGGAUCUCAGAUGUAUCCUCAGCCUCUAGCCUACUCUCGACCUCUGAACCUCUCCACAGCUGGUUGCAAUGUCAGUUUUACUUUCCCAGAUGUGAACUUGACAGAUGUUGUGUACCUACCAACAAUGCCACCACUUGCAAUGAUGGAAACAACAAUGCAGGUUGGGGUAACUUUGGCCGAGGAAAGAUCUGUCGUGGUCGAUAACUGGUAUUCCUUGUCUUACCUGUACUUUAGUACUGUUGGUACCCUGACUGUUGUUGCAGUUGGUUUGGUCAUUAGCAUUUUCACAGGAGGGAGAAAGCAAUAUGUGAACCCUGAGAUGAUGUUUCUUGCAAAGGAGGACUUCCCCAAAUGUUCCUUCAAAUGUCACAAAGACCUUUCUACAGAUAACAAAAGUGAGACAGGGCAAUGGAAAUCUCAGAACAGUUUGGUUACUGAUAUGGGAACAAUUAAUGCCGCCUUUACUGACAUAGAGUUGAACUACCCAGAAACUAAUGAAAGGACCAAUGGAAUACGCUUGUAAUUUACUACCUGUAGAGACCAGUGACAGUAAAUAAAUACAUGGCAAACCUUCCUUUGCGGUUUUGCAUUUUCAACAGAAUAUUGACUUUUUUGAUCGCUUACAUUUUUGCAGAGGAUGGUCUUCUUUGCCAAACUCCUGGAGUGACCCUGUCUGUGAUAAUACCUUUACUAUUUCUGUGUAUUAAAACAGAAGUAUUAUUUGUGCAUGACUUUUAACUCAGACAUUGUCAAAGGCUCACUUUUAAAAUAACACUGGAUCCGGACUUCAUUUUGCAGCAUAUCAAAUGAGGUUGAACACAAAUACAUUUUUUAUGCUUCACAGUAUUUUUAUGCAAUGAUAUAUAGUUUUCUUUUAUAAUUUGUAUAUGAUAUAUUAAAAUCUUUGGGAAGAGAAUGUAUAAAUUGAUCCUGGCCACAACUUCUAUGGCAAUUUGUUAUUAUUUCUGAAUACUUACUUGAAUGUAGCUGUAUACAUUUGUACUCAAAGCGAUUUAAAUGUGAGAGUUUUAUUAUAUUCAUACCACCAUACUGUAAAGUAAACAAAAAUGAUUUUAUGAAAGUAUAAACUGUGGAACAAUGAUACUGUUUUCAUUUCUACAGUUGCAGCAUGGAUGGUUGCAAGUUUGAUUAUGAGGCAACUGCAAACUUUUGCCAGUACUGAAGAACUUGAAAGAAUUUUCCAAUAAAAUAAUUUAUCUGUAGUGUAUUAGGGUCAGGGAAAUGUAUAACUGUUUAUUUUGACAGCCUUAUAGAAUGAAAAUAAUUUAUAUAAGCUUCAAUGGCAUACUGCAUUCUUGUUUUGAGCUAGGAAGGAAAAAAGACCUCAUAAGAUUUGAAUAUUUUUUUUUGGUUAUAAAGGAUAUUUUUUAACAGAGAGUUGUGUUUGCUGAUGUGCCUAUCAGGCAAGACAGAUUAAAGUGAUUAGUGCAGCAAAAAAAAAAAUCUACCCUUUUUUUGCAAUAAUCUUUUUGGAAGAUUUUUCUCUCUUCUUUCUUAAAAAAAAUCUGCACAAAUGUUAUAUACCUUGGAGUUUAUAUGUACAAGUAGAGGGGGUAAGU
Molecule: messenger RNA, 3662 nt
Organism: Protopterus annectens (West African lungfish)
Lineage: Eukaryota; Metazoa; Chordata; Ceratodontiformes; Protopteridae
Gene: SLC5A8
Product: solute carrier family 5 member 8
Exons: 15
Coding region: 710-2605 (631 amino acids)
Biological process (GO): sodium ion transport; propanoate transmembrane transport
Cellular component (GO): membrane
Molecular function (GO): organic acid:sodium symporter activity
Source: RefSeq, a predicted model, not a curated record